Molecule: messenger RNA, 744 nt
Organism: Phymastichus coffea
Lineage: Eukaryota; Metazoa; Arthropoda; Insecta; Hymenoptera; Eulophidae
Exons: 2
Coding region: 1-744 (247 amino acids)
Biological process (GO): DNA integration
Molecular function (GO): nucleic acid binding
Source: RefSeq, a predicted model, not a curated record
AUGACAGACCACAGCAGUUUGCAAUGGCUCAAGUCAAUGAAGGGUCCGACUAAUAGGCUCGCCAGGUGGAUAAUAUACCUACAAGAAUUGGACUACGAAAUAGUCAUCAUCAAAGGUAUCCAUAAUGACCUAGCGGACCCACUUUCAAGAAUGUUCGAGGAAGAAAAACUCCAGUUAGCAUCAGUAACUUGGUCCCAGACCACUAAAGAUGAAUGGUACAGACAACAAUACCAAAAAACUCAGAAUACCCAGAAGACAAUCCGCGAUGGAAAAUCGUCGGAAAAAUCCUCCAACGCCGCAACAAUCAUCGAAGAGUUACAUAAAUUAAUAAACCGUAUUGGAACACCAGAAGUCUUUCACUCUAACAAUGGAUCAGAAUUCAAAAACACAGAAGUGGAUGAUUUGCUAAUAUCCAAAAAAAUCAUCCACUCAACAACACCGGUUCACCACCCGCAGGCAAACCCGGUCGAAAGAGUAAACCGCACUCUUAAAGCGAUGAUCAGGUCUUACAUCGUCGACUCUUAUUUAAAAUGGGAUCGAAAUUUACCAGAGCUAUCGUUCGCUCUCAAUACGGCGGUAUCAAGUGCAACUGGAAAAAGCACCGCCCAACUAAUUUACGGCUGCAUUUUAGAUCCACCCAACACAGUCCGUAAGCAACAAGACCGUCUAGCCCAAGACGAGCUACAGCGAUCACUUGCAGACCGCUGGUACGAGCACAUGCAGGAGCUAACACAAACGCUCUAA